Molecule: messenger RNA, 2034 nt
Organism: Coffea arabica (coffee)
Lineage: Eukaryota; Viridiplantae; Streptophyta; Magnoliopsida; Gentianales; Rubiaceae
Source: RefSeq, a predicted model, not a curated record
AUGAUCCAAACGCAAGCAGUCAAUCACGCUAUCCUUACCUUUCAACCAAUUCCUUCGAUUCCGCUUCUGCAGCAGUAUAGUUUCUCGGUCCCUUACCUUGAUGCCUACAGCUCAAUUUGUUUUCGAGUGAGGGCAAGAAUCCGUGGGGCAGCGAUUUUUCUUUUGGUUGUUCUUGUGGCGUCGUCUCUGGGCGGCGCCUUCGGAGUCCGAUAUUGCCGAAGGACAGUGUGGACCGCAGCUCUGCCGCAGAAGGGGAAGAUGUUGUUUCCGACCAGAAUGCCGAUUCCGCCAUCCGGCCCCGAGGAAGCGAGAUUGUGGCACUCCAGUCAGCCAUCUUGGUCUCACUCAUAUUGGAGAUCAGAGACAGAAAGCGGGCUGACCUCUAAAAAGAGGUUCCUGCUCCAUAAACGCUUUCCUCCAAUGAACAGACGAACCGAAUCCUUUCUCGAUGGGAAAGCUUGACCUUACUUCAAUAGUAUAUGGGUAUCAACCGGCUAACUCUACGUAUAAAUGGCUGCUGUUAGAAUAGCUACUCUUUGAGCAGUCAUCCAGGAUGAUAGUGUUCCGACAACCAAGGCAUGGCAGUCAUACGGCUAGCGAGAUAGUUCAAAUCACUUAAUCCCUCUUUCAUAGCCACAUUCCUUUCAAUAAAGCCUUAAAAAGUGCGCUUAGUGAUCAAUAAAUCAUAUCUAGGGAGUUCGACUAGUGACCGAUAGCGAGAUAAAGGGAAAGAAGUCGACUACGAAAAAGGAAUCAAUAGAAGCACAGGGCAAAGAAGCAGCACUCCCCUAGCAUCGCGCUAUGCCCUAGCUUGUUGAGGAGCGCGCUUAAACAGCUCUGUCUUUUCUUAUUGAAUUUCUCCUUUCAUUCCAUCUGCUGCUCCUUCUGUAACCGCUUUUUUGCCCACUUCUCUUCCUUUUAUAUUAUUUAUUAAGGUCGCAAUAUCGGUUGUUAGAGAAGGGAUUGCCCUAAAGGUGAACUUGGUCUUCGAUUUCUUGUAUGAUCAUUUUGGAACAAGGGAUGCGGUUAGUUGAACCGAUUUCAAAGGCGAAGACGACAUCUUAAGCUCCUCAUUCCCCAUCGUUGUAGGUACAAAACGUCCUAGAGAAUUGAACUUAUGGGAGUACUCGGUGACUCUCAUGUCAUUGGUUUGCUUGAGGUUAUCAAAUUCACCUAUGCGGUUAAGUCUAACCGUAUCCGGUUAAUAAUAAGUUAGGAAAACUCUCCUAAAGUCACUCCAAGUAGUCGGCUUUGGCAAUGAUGGCUCUACACCCUUCCACCAUGUCUCGGCAUCUCCGGUCAAGAAUAAGACUAUAAGUUCACACUUAAACUCCUCGGGGAUUAACAACACUCUUAAGUUCUUCUCGACAUCAGCUAACCACUUCUAAGCUACGUGAGUGCGGAACAUGCUCUCUUCUUGAUCUCAUCAGCAUAGACCGUUGAGGCGGUCUGGGUUCUACCCAUUGGUUGACUCCUCUGUUGACCAUGCCACUCUCUUUCAGAGCCUAUUGGUAAGCGCUACGUCCAGUAUCAGGCUCGGAAUCACUUGGCCCCUGCUGCCUAGAAGUGGCCGAACAAAAGGAGAUCAGAGAUCAGUACGGAAGCCGCCGGAUUACUUUCUUAUUUUAGAGCGAAAGGAGUACCUUCUUUAUUGGCCUAUUACCAAAAGGAGGGUUGUCUUAUCACUAAGACUAAUAGACUAAUAAUAGACUCUUCUUAUCCGUUUUGGUUGUAGCUCAACCGUACUGAGCGAAGGUGCGAAUCCUACUUCUAAUAGAGUGGAUUGAGGUAAUGAGCUCUCAUGUAGUUCAGAAAGAGGUUAAAGAAAAGACCUUAAAGCAAUGGCUUCGGCUGAAGUAACUGAUCCAAGAGUAGACAAUAAGCUCUUCGGUAAGCAGAAGCAUUGCAUAACGUAGGUUGGAAUGUCUUGAAUUACUGCCUUGAUCAAGAUUUCUUUGCCAGAGGAAGAUCGAAUCUUCUCUUUCCAUCCUUGCAAUUUUAUCCAUAUACGAUCUUUUACAAAAGUGAAAAAAA